AAAUGCUUGGAUGCAAGGGGCGCUCCCGGCAGCAUCCGCUUUUCUCCUUGUCUUUCCCACCGAGCAUUUCUCGGCACAAGAGGCGCCUUAGGGAGAAGGGGCAGCGAGGGCUGCCCAGCCACUGGGGAGGCGGGUGCUGGGGCUGGGACCCGAGCAAAUAAAAGACCCCUUGGGCGUUGCUGCUCCGGGAGUGUCGGGAACCACCAGCGGGGAGCACGGGGAGCCGGGGCGGAGCCGCCCAGACCCCCGCCUCCCCCGGCACCUCCCCCGGCCCACAGCCCCGUACCCGCCUGGCCCAAAGCACGACGGCAUCGCGGUCGGAACGCGGCCAUGGGCUCCCGCCUCAGCCGGCAGAGCAGCCUGGAAGAAGAGAGCACCGAGGAGCUCUGCGCCGGCAGGCUAGAGGGCGGCCGGGGCGACUUCCACCUCUCCUCCCUGCUCCUCCAUCCGCAGAAGCUGCCCGGGGUGCUGCGGAAAGCCUCGCCAGCGCCCUACGUGCGGCGUGUAGGGUGGCUGCGGGAGAUCCAGGCCACCAUCCGUGAGCACAAGCGGGAGCACGCCGUGCACAUCCUCAGGCUGCUUCGCAAGGACCUGGGAUUGGAAGGAACAUUUCUCAAUGAAGUGCUCUACAAAAACGCAACUUUCCUCAACUUGGUGGAUCCCAUCUCCCACGAUUUGCUGAUGAGCCUUGCUAGAGAUCUGCAGUGUCCCAAAAAGGAAUAUGACCCCUGGAAAUCCUCAGACAGGAUCUGCAGGCAGCUGAUUUACCACCUAACACCCCACUCAAAAUGGCACCGGCACGGCAUGCCCCGAAGGAAGUCCCAAGUGUGCCUGAAGACCAGCCUGCAGAAGAAAGUGAGCCAGGACUCCAUGGAUUUGUCAGGGAUCCCCCUGACCAUGCGGGAUGUCCACCGCAUGGCCUACUACCUACAGAACAACGGGGACCACCUCACCUCUGUGGAUCUGAGCUUCACCGAGCUGAAUGAUGACAUGGUGCGCCUGCUGCUGCCCUUCCUCUGGGCACUACCCAAGCUCACUCAUCUUUCCCUCAAUGGCAACCGACUGACGCGGGCGACCAUGAAGGAGCUGACUGAUACCAUGAAGGACAUGAACAAAUUUCCUUGCCUAGCCUGGGUUGACCUUGGCAACAAUGUGGAUGUCUCAUCCAUGCCGCAGCCAUUGCUUGUGGGCCUGCGCAAGCGCCUCAGCCAGCAGACCACACUGCCUACCAUCUACGAGGCGCUUGACUGCGACUCAGAGAUCUCCAGCGGGCAUGAGGGCAGCCAGCCAGAGGAUGAAGCAGCCGGAAGCACCAUGCCACGUGGUUUUUCUCAGCAGGGUUGCAAGAGGUGACUGGGCAACAGGCCGGCACUGGCACACUGAAGCUGCCCCAAGAAGUCUUGAGUGCAAACACCAAGCAGAGGGCCAGCUUUACCAGCUUCCUUUGGCUCUUUCCUCUCACCUUCCCUGAAAUGUCCCCCCCACCUGCUGUGAGACAAAAGCCUGUCAUCCCCCCACAACGUCCUCCACUCCCUCCCCUCACUGCAAAACCCAUUGCCCAUGUUCCAGAGAGGAAACAAUGACUUACAGUGAACCUGGUCCCCAGGCAGGGUCUCACUGGAAGAUGGGAAAAGACCUGUCGGAGUCAAGAAUAUCCUCCAGCAGCCAUUGGGUUGAGGGAUAUGGAUGGGGAGAACCUAAAACAGAAACAGGCUUGUAGUUUACUUCCUUUCUUCCUUUUCCUAUGCACCCUGGAAACCUUGAGACCUGCAGCCUUGAGUUUGAAAGGAGGUAGCCCAAGAGCCUAGCUGCUGUGGAGCUUAGGUGAAGAGCUGAGAGGCUAGAGCUAGAGCCCAGCAGUGUGUCUCCCUCUUGUGUCUGGCUCCUUUUGUUUUGUUUUUUUCCUAUUGUGUGUUUUGUAUUAACCUCUGAACAAAGGGACUUGGUCAGAGACCAUUGGAUCGCAUAGGCUGGGGCGGACACAUGGCUUGGAAUUGCAGCAUCAGGAUAUUUGCUGUGUGACCGGGGUGAAAGGGAGGGGAAGGAGGUAUGUGUUGGUGGGAGUAUGGGGGAUGGGAUGAGUUGGGAUGGGAUGGGAGGAGGAGGGAGGAGAGGGAGUGGGAGCAGUCUCGUGGAUUAGCAGGACUGGUUUCAAAACCUGUGCUUUUGUACUAAAAUUACAAGUUCCAAGUGAAAUGGAGGAAAAGCAGACAGCUAAGUGCAUAACUGUGGCACCAGAGGAGCAAGCAGUGAAUAUGCCAGAGGUGGGCACUUCUCAAAUGAAUGCACAAAGCUUUGGCUCCUCGUGGCAUACUGCGUACCUCAGACACGAUGUGAGCAGCUGCAUCGCCAUUUCCAAUGCUGUCCAAACCCUAAACCACCAAUGCAGUAUUUCCAGUGUUUUCCACGCUGCUCAUGCUCUAUGUAAACAUAAUAAACAGUUCUCUUGGACAUGAGCGUGAAGCACUACGGAGUCUGAGUAUUUGGGUUGUUCACAGCAGCCCAGACUGCAAGAAUACAGACCAGCAGUCCUCAUACGGUGCUGAGCAGUGUGGGAGAGGAGCAGCAAGUGCCAUUCACAUUGGUAAGAGUGGUUCAUCCCUCUAACAAAAGUGAAACAUCACUAUUCAUUUGCGGUAGGCUGCCACCCUUAAGUGUUGCAAGGUGCUGAUACGAAUAAAUGGAUCACACUUCA
Messenger RNA from Neopsephotus bourkii (Bourke's parrot), 2695 nucleotides. It is a transcript of the gene LRRC75B, whose product is annotated as leucine rich repeat containing 75B. Bases 331 to 1353 code for a protein of 340 amino acids. The transcript has 4 exons. The record is from RefSeq and is a predicted model, not a curated record. Lineage: Eukaryota; Metazoa; Chordata; Aves; Psittaciformes; Psittacidae.